Messenger RNA from Jaculus jaculus (lesser Egyptian jerboa), 4724 nucleotides. It is a transcript of the gene Oma1, whose product is annotated as OMA1 zinc metallopeptidase. Gene Ontology annotation, cellular component: mitochondrial inner membrane. Lineage: Eukaryota; Metazoa; Chordata; Mammalia; Rodentia; Dipodidae. The record is from RefSeq and is a predicted model, not a curated record. Gene Ontology annotation, biological process: protein quality control for misfolded or incompletely synthesized proteins; mitochondrial protein processing. The transcript has 9 exons. Gene Ontology annotation, molecular function: metalloendopeptidase activity. The coding region runs from base 100 to 1650 and encodes 516 amino acids.
UUGCGGGACGCAGCGCGCCGGCGCGCCGAGGGCCGUGUCUCCCGAGUUCCUUCUCGGUCCGUGGCUGCGGUCGGUCCUCCCGAUGAUCACGCGGAAAGAAUGAUGGUCUUCCCCUGCGGCCUGCAGCCUGCCGCCCGCAACUGUCUUCUGACCCGGUUCAGCUCGGUGGCCGACCGGAGCAAAUGGACCUCACUGGCAGUGACUUCCGCUGGCUGUGGUCUGCGGCAGCCCUUCCAGCCCGUCAAACAGGCCCGGGGACUGUUCUCCGCCAGCCAGUGGGAUUUGGUGACCUUCCUGCCUAGAAACUGUCAUUUCUACAGGCCUCAUCAUGACAGCAGAGCAGGAUGUCUCUCAAGUGCCCACAGUAAGGAACUGUGCUGGAGCGCCCAGAAAUGCACUGGGCGGCUCGACUCUUCCCCAAGACGGGAACCGAUCCGAGCGGCGGCCGCUCUCCCUGCGCUCCGAGCCAGGAGUCUGCGCACGUCUGCGCGGGCUCACGCCGCCCCUGUCCCUCUCCUGCUGAUGGUUCUGAAACCGGUGCAGAAGCUCCUGGCCAUCAUUGUGGGCAGGGGCAUCCGGAAGUGGUGGCAGGCGCUUCCUCCUAACAAGAAGGAGCUGUUGAAGGAGAGCCUGAGGCAGAAGCGGAGGCAGUGGUCGCUGGCCCUGGGCGGCUUUGCGCUGCUCUUUGUGAUGUUCUAUUUCACCCACCUGGAGGAGAGCCCGGUCACUGGGAGGCGGAAGCUGCUGCUGCUGGGCAAAGAGCACUGCAGGCUGCUGUCCGAGCUGGAGUAUGACCUCUGGAUGGAGAAAUUUAAAAACGAUCUGCUGGCUGAAAAAGAUCCCCGAUGCCUGACUGUUAAAGAGGUAGUGGAUCAUCUAGUUGUGUGUAAUGGCGACAUCCCAGGGAUCUCCGAGAUCAACUGGGUUAUUCAUGUGGUGGAUUCCCCUGAUAUAAAUGCCUUUGUACUUCCGAAUGGACAGGUCUUUGUCUUCACUGGGCUUUUGGAGAGCGUGACGGAUGUGCACCAGCUCUCCUUCCUCCUGGGCCACGAGAUCGCGCACGCGGUGCUGGGCCAUGCCGCAGAGAAGGCCAGCUUGGUUCAUUUGCUGGAUUUCCUUGGCAUGAUUUUUCUCACAAUGAUUUGGGCCAUUUGUCCACGAGAUAGUUUGGCAAUUUUGGGCCAGUGGAUACAGUCCAAGUUACAGGAGUAUAUGUUUGACAGACCGUACAGUAGAACCCUGGAGGCCGAGGCUGACAAGGUCGGACUGCAGCUUGCCGCAAAGGCAUGUGUGGAUGUAAGAGCCAGCUCCGUGUUUUGGCAGCAGAUGGAGUUUGCAGAGAACCUGGGUGGUCAGCCCACACUGCCAGAGUGGUUCUCGACACAUCCUUCCCAUGGAAACCGAGCAGAGCAUCUGGACAGGCUCAUCCCACAGGCUCUCAAAGUCAGAGAGAGCUGUAACUGCCCACCACUUUCUGGACCAGACCCUCGGCUGCUGUUCAAACUCAGCAUGAAGCACGUUCUCGAGGAGUCAGAGAAAGGAUGCGUAGGCGGCGGCGGGAAGACGGCGGUCGACCCUCUGCCCACGCAGUGGCCGGCGCCGGCGCAGAUCCCCCUGACGCUCAUCGUGGAGAAAAGAGCCGGCCGUUGAACGAGCGUUUACGAGACUCCGGCUGCGUAAGGGACACAUCAUUUGUAGUCUCCCUUUAAGAAAGUUUGAAAUUUGAAAAAAAGACAACGAGGUUAAAUCAUGUGCAUGGCAGAUAAUUAAGUUCUUGUAGGUUUUUAUUUUUCAUGAAAUAAUUGCCAUAUUUUAAUCUAUUUUAAAAUAUCAGUGAGAAAAAUAUCAGAGAAUAAAUUUUCACUCUCCGUUUUUCUGUCUCCCUCGUACUUGCCUUGGAUUUGAGAGGCCGCCGCCUACCUGAUGAAUCUUCUGAGGUUCUGCCGGGUCCACCCGUGUUCUGGAAAUGCAGGGGCUUGUGCGGUGGGGACCGGCAGUCUGGGCUCAUCUGUGAGCAGAACAUGGUCUGCGCUGCGGUGGGAUUAUGUGGAAAAGGACCCCAGUGGAGAGUCGCCGGUUUUCGCCUGUGGAUGACGGGAGGGGCAGCUGCAGGCAGAGGGAGAGGAAGCCGUUUCCAUGGGGACGCGCAAGGACCGCUGCUGUGGUCCAGGUGACCCAGUGAGCAGCGCCGGGUGCAGGGUCGUCAUCAGGCCUGGGCAGCGUUUCCGGGAAGUCUGACCAGUGUGGCUCCACAGCGGCUUACAGUUUAAGGUCCUCCGGAAGAGCAGCACUGGCUCCCAAGGGCCCCUCCCAGGACGCAGGAGCGGGUGCUGUCCCGGACAAGCAGAUGACCACGAGGUACCGGCAGAGACGACGAGAGAUGCUCAAGACACACCAUCAGCGGGGCCAGGCUGGUCCGCACAAGUGUGUUUUAAAAUACGGGUUAUCGUUCAUCCAAUCCUGAAAGAGAAACUGGACACGUGAGGGGGUGUAAACGAGAAGUCUUCCUUCAUCACUCCCCAUCUUGUUUCUCGAGACAGCGUCUCUCACUAGCUGGAGCUCACUGGCCAGGGUCCAGGGCCAGCCAGGAAGUCCAGGGAUCGCCCAUCUCUGUCCCAGCCCUGGGAUGACAGGCACAGGUGCCCAGUGGGUGCCGGUGAUGCAACGCGCUCAGCUCUUGAGCGUUGUGUGGCAAGCACUUCACUUCUCGUGCCAUAUCCCCAGCCCCUGUUUGUUCAGCACCCAGGCUGGCGAAGGCCGGUGCUACUUAGGUCACGCUUGCUUAUUUAGAAGAGGGACGUUUUUCUUGAAAUACAUAAUGAGAACUUUCUUAGUGAAUUGAAAGUGAACGGAAUUACUUCCUGCUGAGUAACUACUAUGAGCUGAGCCCUAUUUGACUUAUUUCUAAGAGGAACAUUUUUCUUGAAAUAUAUAAUGAAUCCCUUCUUAGUGAAUGAAAUUACUUCUUGCUGAGUAACUGUGAGCUGACCCCUAAUUUUAUUUCACUCACUCCACAUCCCUGUGGGGGUGGAGAGGUUUACUACCACACCCAAUUUCUUCUCUCCUAGAAAGAGCAAAACUGGCUGGGCAUGGUGGUAUGCACCGUUAAUCCCGGCCCUUCAGAGGCCCAGGUAGGAGGAUCGCUGUCCUGAGACUGCACAGUGAAUUCCAGGUCAGCCUGGGCUAAUGCGAGACCCUACUGCGAAAAACAGAACAAGACAGAGCAAAACUGAUGACCAGCCUGCGUUUGCACGGCUCCCGGGAAGCCAGGACUAACGGCCGAUGGCCAGGCGCACGCUGCGGCUGCCCGGCAGUUGCUUAUUAGCUCGCGGUGGGCCGCAGCACAGGACCCCGCGCACAAGCCCCGGGCCAGACAUGCUUACAGAGCAGUGAGCGGAGCGGAGCAGGCCACCCUUCCCGAAGGACCAUGGAGUCUUGCGUCUCCUGCUUAGACGGCACGUUUGCCUCGUUGUCAAGAAGACAAAUCUGGGGCCUGCUUAUGCUCCCCAGAGCUUAUGUUAGACUGUGAAUACGGGAUCUCUUGAUCUGCAUACAACACAACACUUGUCAGGGAGAAUUUCCCAGUCACUGCUCUCCACAGUGUUCCUUACUUACCCUCCUGGUGACCGUAGUUUUGUGGCAAGCACUCCAUAGCAUGUAAAGCCAUUAAGAGAGUGUCAUGAAGAGGAAAACUAUAAAAUACACUGAUGUUCCUGAAGGUUUCUAGAGAAAAUAGUCCAAUAGAUGAAAGUCUAACCAUAGUUUUGUAGGACUGAUGGUGGAUCAGUCAUUCUGUAUUUAAGAAUACAUUUGCUGGGGAAACUCGUUCUUACACAGAAACAAAUUGAAUUUAAUUCCCUUCAUAGUUAUUCCCCUUUGGAUGGUACUACAGAGAAGCAACACAAAAUUGCCAGUCUUUUCUCUUGGGGGAGCGAGCUAAGGACACGUAUUCUGUCUAGUGCCCAGGGUCACUGAUUUUUGUUUGUGUGUUUUUGGUUUUUUGAGGUAGGGUCUCACUCUAGCUCAGGCUGACCUGGAAUUCACUAUGGAGUCUCAGGGUGGCCUCGAACUCACGGCGAUCCUCCUACCUCUGCCUCCCGAGUGCUGGGAUUAAAGGCGUGCGCCACCACGCUCAGCUGGGUCGCUGAUGUUUUAAGCGCAGCCCCUGCUUGUUUGCUCGGUAUACAGAGAGCCGCUCUUCAGCGCAGUCCCGCCUCUGUGCCUUGUCACGUUCUCUGAGACGACGUCUCACGGUCCCUGAGGCAGACAUGGAACUUCCUUUGUAGCCCCGGCUGACUUCAAACUCAUGAUCCUCCUGCCUUAGCCCCACCCCCCAGGUGCAUCACCACACCUGUCCCCAAGCUGAUUUGUACCUGUGGUGAUGCCCCUGGUCUGGAGAGUGCUCUGAGCUUCCAGCAUUUUCCACAUUCUGAUGCUUAAAACUAGAGGGAGUUAGACCCACCUUCUGAGAUAACCAACCCAUUCAAUAAUCAGGGUAAGGCCUUACCAGCAUAUCCUUGAAUUCACAGCACCCCCCGUACCCCCGCCCCGCCUGCUAGUCUUCUCCAUUUAUGGGUAAGAAAGUGGAAACUCAAGGAGACCAGUACCAGACCAGUGCCACAGCCCAGAUCUGAGAAUCAAAAGCUUUAAUCUUUAAUUGUCUUUAAUGCACUUUCCCUUACACAGAAAAUAAAAGCAACUGGCUGGUUAGGCCAGGAAACAUU